AUGAACAUUCAAUUCUUGUUUGAAAAAGGGAAAGGUUCUGUCGUCGACGAGUAUGGCAGCCCUGAACCAAUUGAUUAUAUUGUUGAUGAGGAACAGUUUCGUCUUGAAACAUUGAGCUCUCAUACACAAUAUUUAUCUCAACUGCCUCUGGAGAGCGAGAAAAGGAUAGAUACAAUGCAGGUAGAAAAGGAGGCAAAGCCUAAUGGUGAUUUUACUAUGAGGGAAACUUCAGUGAAACGAAACUAUACACACUAUUCUGAUCAGGACAAAGUGAGGUUCUUCAAGCUGUUGUCUGAGAGGUGUUUGAGUGCGGCUUCUGCUGCAACGCAGCUUGGGAUUCACGUUCACGAAGUAAUGAAGAAGUUAAAGCAAAUCUUUACCGAAUUAAAAGUAUCUAAAACUACUUUGUUUGAUUUUGUAAGACAACACUGCAAUCUGUCUCUCAAGAAAGCUCGACUUCAACCCAAAGAUCGGAAGAGCGAAGAAAAGAUUCAAGAGCGGUUGGAUUGGAUUCGUAAACGAAAAGGUACACCGGCAGUUGUUACUGUUACCAAAACACGAGCCACAACAACAACCAUUUUAGGCACGAUUUCUGCUGAAGGCCUAAUUAAAUGCAGCCUUAGACUUCCUCAGCCCCCAUCGAAUAAAAAGAGAAAGAGGGGAGAUGGCAUUGAGUGUGUGAACAAAGGAACGGCGCAAUGUAGCAAUGCAAAGGCUGUACCGGGUGCCAGAUCGUUUUUUCACCUUAGCUUCGCCAAAGCCAAUGCUAGUUGUGAAUUCCAAAUAGGGCUUUUCGCUAAUAACGGCAUCUGGCCGAGCCUUGCCUUUUUCUAUUGGCACCGAAUUUGUCUAACGCAAAUGUACGAGCUUGUCAGGGUCGCCCACAAGACAGGACAGAACAGGGUCAUAGAAUGUGCUCCAGAGCUCAGUUUCAGUGAUUGCAUCGUGAUUGUUAGAGGGAGUAUUGGGCAACUUCUGCAGUCUAAGAAAAAGCAAAAGGUGUUGUCAACCACAAUUCCCAAUGAUGCUCAAUGGUGCUUAGACCAUGCUGACCACCUCUCCUUCAAGAGCUUUAUCGAGACUUUUGACUUUUUGGAUAGACAUCGAGCUCAACAACGAUAUACCAGCAUCGUCUCCAAGUAUUUCAACUCCAAUUCUGAACGAGACAUGACGAUUAAUGCCAACUACAAAACAUGGACAAAUUCUGCUGAUUACUUGCAGUUUUGGGCAGACCUAGCAGGUGCUGAAUUGAUUGAAUCUGCCUUAAAUCGUCGCUUGGCGAUCUCCUCAUGCUCAGCAAAUGAAAAUAUUCAUCCAACUAUGAUGGAAACCAAUUCUGUUCAUCAAACAAAGGCAACUGCCUUGGCGGACUCUGAUGAAGCAGUAAUCAUCACUCAUGACGCCCAAGACGAUAGCAAUACCAAUGCAAUCAAGCUGGUUAUCAACGAUGACGUGAUUACCCUCCAUGAAAAUACUGGCAGCUGCAAGUCUGGUAGCCCAUUGACGUUCAAGAGCACCAAUGUUACCCAGCUGUUCAGGUCUUAUCAAGUCAUCAUCCGCGGAAUAAUCCUUAAACAUCAAACUCUUCCCAUUGAAUCAUAUAUUCACGAAUUGGCUGCCCACACACACACGCUUAUCCUUUGCAAGAACCAGCAUAGCCCUAUUGCCGAGAGAGUCUUCUCAAAGUCCCUGUUGAUUGCCCUGACUACUAAUCUGGUAUCCGAGCUUGUUGACUUCGAUCUACCGUUCCCCGAAGAAGACCUGUUUACCCUGACUACUACCCUCUUCAGCCUUGCCCUUGGAACAACAACCCGGGAGCAGAUCAUGCUUGAUCUUUACAUUAUGUCAUCGAAAAUAGAAUAUAGACCCAAGAGGAUCAAGUUGCCCAAUACUCCCUCGAACAACCACGAUGCAAUCACUGAAACUGAGCUCUGGAGCACAUACUAUGACCCUGUUCUGUCCUGUCUUGUGGGCGACCCUGACAAGCUCGUACAUUUGCGUAAGAUAAAUUCGGUGCCAAUAGAAAAAGGCAAGGCUCGGCCAGAUGCUGUUAUUAGUGAAAAGCCCUAUUUGGAAUUCACAACUAGCAUUGGUUUUGGCGAAGCUAAGGUGAAAAAACGAUCUGGCACCCGGUACAGCCUUUGCAUUGCUACAUUGCGCCUAAUUACUUUCUGUAAAAAUGCCAUUGAUGUCAACAAGUUGGAUGGAGCAAUAGCGCUUCAAAUUCAUGGUAUGCACACCACGUUUUUCUUAAUGCGAUCUGUGGCCACUGGUUUGUACACAUUUGUUGAAAUUGCCCACCUACAAUUUGCUGACAGCGUAGAAAAAUUGCCUUCCUUUUGUACCCUGAUGAAUGUCAAAAAGCUACUGGCUGUCAACAAUGUCUUUUGGCGCUACUGCAAGGAAUCCGCCCAGCCAAAGAAAAUCGAAGCCAGGGUAAUUCCAUCCCUUGGAGCAGACACAUAUAUACACACGAAAUAUUUACUAGAAAUCUUGGCUUGUUAUGAGAAGCUUGUAAGCUUUCGGAUAGAUUUCCGGGCAGCUCUCAGACGUGUACCUGAAAGCUUGGUAAUCAGUUUGUGUAUGUCAAAUAUUCCAUCACUUGAAGGCUUUGCUUCGUAUGACAGUGAGCACCAUAAAUCAAUUUUAUCUGAGGAGACAGAAUCUCAUCUCAUUAUUCUUAUGUUUUUUUUUGUACUAUUUCGAAAUAAUCUUCAAAUGUGGUGCUUUAUUUUGAUUGAUAUCAAUAUCAGCUGUGAGAAAUAUAUAAUUAUGUCAGCCAUAAAUCAAAACAUAGACUUCAAGCUUAUGGUAGAUGGAGGGGGUUCGUUGCGUCCUAGUUUCUUUUACUUUUUAUUAAACGAGGAACAUGACACUGUGUUCACCUUCCAAGGUGGCGCCAGCUGUAAUACUGGCUCGUAUACAACCUUAUGA
Molecule: messenger RNA, 2934 nt
Organism: Phycomyces blakesleeanus NRRL 1555(-)
Lineage: Eukaryota; Fungi; Mucoromycota; Mucoromycetes; Mucorales; Phycomycetaceae
Exons: 15
Coding region: 1-2934 (977 amino acids)
Source: RefSeq, a predicted model, not a curated record